AUGUCGCACUCUGGAGUUAGCGACACAUAUCCCUAUGUCAAUUCUGCCCAAAGAAAUUUCCAUUUUUACGCUAGAACUACUGCAGGUGACUCAGAUAACGAACAAGGAUAUUCUGGUACACCACCUUUUUCCAACGAAUCUAACCUUGAAGACGACAGUGAGGGAGGAAUGGAGGGUGCAACCGAUAGCGAAGAGGAAAUCGAAGAAAGAGAAUAUAAUUAUCAUAAUCAUAGCAUAUUUAGAUUUCCAAAUGUUAAUCAUCCUUCUCCAAUUUAUCCUAAUAGUACUGAUGCGACUUUUGGGUCUCUGGAGCCUGUUAUUAGAGAUAUAUCGAGUAGACCAAAUCAAAAUUUAAGGUCAACACAGUUAUCUUCAUCUCCACCACAGCCCAGUAACAACAGAUCGGCAGGAAAUAUGACUUCAUUCAUUGGUUUCUCACCAGAAAAUGAUCAUACACCUAUAUCAUCACCUCCAAAUAUAUUAGGACAUUAUUCAUCAAAUCGUACGAGAGCUUUCUCGAAUUCGCGAUCUUCGUCUGCAAUUGUUGCGACUCCAUCAAAUGAACCUACAUAUCCUCGUUUACAAUCUCAAUCACAACCACCGCCUUUCUUUUAUCAUCGGACGUUUGCUCCUUCAAGAAGGAACUUUAAUCACUCAGUCCCUCAACCUGUCGAGCCACGAAGGCCUACUUCUACAUCUAAUCACAAUGGUGAAGAACAACAAGGUUAUAGUAUUAAUUUUGCUCCUGCUAGUCCAGAUAUAACAUUUAUGUAUCCUGAAGUAAUUCAACAAUCAGAGAGGAGGCCUCAUCACCAUUCAAAUAAUAUUUCGGGUUUAUCACAGGCUUCAAGGGCAUCACCAACGUCAUCUUCAACAACCUCUAGAUGGACAUCUCGAGAUCCAAGAGGACGUGCAGAGAUACUGACAAGACCAAUCAUGCCAAAUCCGAACUUUAACCGUCGUAAAGUUGCUAGGAUACUUGGAAGUGAUGAAGAACAGGACAACCUUACUGAAUUACCGGAAAGUUCAGACAGUGAAGUGAAUGUAACAACAUCUGCCCCUGCAGUUCGUGCUCAAUUUAGGCCUCCUAGGCGUCACGAGCCACGUCAAGAUAAUAAUACAAUCGAUCCUACUCGUUCUAGAACGCUGGCAGCAUUAGCUGCAGCUACAGCAGUAAGAGCUAAUUCUACAAAUGACGGUUCAUUGUCUGCUGACGAACAAAUAGCGAGAAGAAUGCAAGCUUAUGAGUACAGUAGUAUUCAAAACACUAUUGAUGAACAGAAUGUUUUAGCUAGAUUCCUUGGUGCUAGUAGAGCCCGUUCUACUACAAAUCGUCGAGAAACAACUUCGGGUUCAUCAUCAUCAUCACGGAACGAAUCUUCUAGAAGGAACAUAUCAACGCGUGGAACCGCAAGGUUACCAGAAAUUUUAUCCCAUGAGCGUCAUCACCAUGAAGAACGAGGUAACGAACCUCGAAGUCGAGGUCACUCACGAGGUAGUCAAUCUAGAAAUGGUGGAAGGUCAAGUAGUGCAAGCAAUUAUCUACACCAUCAUUUUAUCCCACAUUAUCCUUUAUUGGGGAAUCUUAUUGAUUCAGGUGAAAUAGAAUUGGAAGACUUUUUGGAUCUAUGGCCGGUUUGGGGCAAUGGUAUUGCAGCAAAUCCGGAUAAUUAUCUAGAUGAGGAUGAGUUUGACUCCAGCUACGAAGGUUUACUUCGAUUAUGUGAACGUAUCGGUGAUGCAAAACCUAAGGGCGUUUCCGAAGAUGUCAUAAAAACCCUACCAGCAAAAACAUUUAUAGCGGGCAAGAGCAAAACUGCUGAAGAAAGGUGCACGAUAUGUUUAACAGGUUAUGAAAGCAAUGAUAUGCUCCGAGAUUUGCCUUGUUCGCACGAUUUUCAUCAAGAUUGUAUCGACUCCUGGUUCAAAAAUUCCGACAAAUGUCCAAUUUGUCGACGUAGCAUAGUGGAAAAAUGA
Molecule: messenger RNA, 1977 nt
Organism: Funneliformis geosporum
Lineage: Eukaryota; Fungi; Glomeromycota; Glomeromycetes; Glomerales; Glomeraceae
Source: the annotation of a GenBank genome assembly